UCUCUUUCUGAUUUCCCCUUUCAGCGAUUACGUGUCUUUACGUUUAAUUGUUUUCAUGUUAAAUUAAUUACUUCUCAUUUAGAUUAAUUUAAUUUCUCUUUCAAUUAGUAGUGUUCCCUUAGAUUGUAUCAAUUGUUUUCUACCAAAAUGGAGGAUAUAAAGUCCAUCUUAUUGACUGUUGUUUCUAUCGUAUUAUCCAUGGCCGUCAUUGGAAAUGCUUAUUACCAGAAGAAACAAUUUUAUCCUUCAGUUGUCUACAUAACUAAAUCUAAUCCAUCAAUGGCGGUCAUUUAUUCACAAGCAUUUGUCUUUGUCCUUUUAAUGGGUAAACUUAUGAGAAAGAUAUUUUUCGGCCAAUUACGAGCAGCCGAAUUGGAACAUUUAAUUGAGAGAGCUUGGUAUGCGGUAACAGAGACUUGUCUUGCAUUUACCGUUUUUCGUGAUGAUUUGAGUCCCAAAUUUGUGGCUCUUUUUACAUUACUUUUAUUUCUCAAAUGUUUCCAUUGGCUGGCAGAAGAUCGUGUUGACUUUAUGGAGAGAAGUCCAAAUAUACCAUUUAUUUUCCAUUUUCGAGUAAUAUCACUUCUCUGUCUAUUAGCAUUCCUUGAUAUCUUCUUUGUGAAUUUAGCUUAUUACAGUACAUUGACUAAAGGAGCAUCUGUUCAACUAGUAUUUGGUUUUGAGUAUGCAAUCCUUUUUACGGCUGUUUUUAACAUAGUCAUGAAAUAUGGUCUUCACUUUAUGGAUCUUCGACGUGAAAAUCCAUGGGAGAAUAAGGCUGUUUACUUAUUGUACACUGAGCUUUUGAUGGGAUUUUUAAAAGUUAUUCUUUACCUUACUUUCAUCUCGAUAAUGAUGAAAAUUCAUACCUUCCCAUUAUUUGCCAUUCGACCAAUGUACCUAAGCAUGAGAGCCUUAAGAAAAGCUCUUAAUGAUGUAAUAAUGUCUCGUCGAGCAAUACGAAAUAUGAAUACAUUAUAUCCAAAUGCUUCAGCUGAAGAUUUGGCUAAUAAUGAUAAUAUUUGUAUAAUUUGUCGAGAAGAGAUGACAGGCAAUGGUUCGGCCAAGAAACUUCCCUGUAAUCAUAUUUUCCAUGUUUCUUGUUUACGUUCAUGGUUCCAGCGACAACAAACUUGCCCUACCUGCCGAAUGGAUGUUCUUCAAUCAAUUACACCCCAACAACCCGCUCCCCAACAAGCUAAUCGUCAGGUCAGAGCUGGAGCACCAGUUAAUCAAGCAGCUCAACCUCCGUUGCCUCCUCAAGUUCAAAUUCUGCUUGGUCCUUUUCUUGCCCAAUUUGCACAACAAAUGCAACAAAAUCAACAGCAAGCUCAACAGCAGCAACAACAACAGCAACAACAACAACAACAACAAUCAACAUCUAACCAACAGUCUCAGGCACCGGCUACUAGUGUCACCUCUUCAACUGCAACCACAUCUACCGGUGCAUCAACAUCAUCAACUUCAUCAUCAUCCAAUCAAUCACAACCAUCAUCAUCAUCAUCGUCAUCAUCAUCUGUAUCGUCAACAUCAACAACCACAUCAACUACUACAUCAAAUUCAUUGCCUCGAUCUAUAUUCACUUUACCAGGUUUUCCUCACUUCAUGCCUUUUGUGCCAUUCCCUCCACCACCUCCACCUCCACCUAUGGCUACAUCACCACCCAAUUUAUCUCAAUUAACUGAUGAAGAAUUGAGAAAAAUGGAGGGUACAGAAAGAGAAGCAGUUGAGGCAAGAAUUAAAUGUCUUCUCAACAUUAAAACUCUUCUUGAUUCUGCUGUUGCUCAACUUAAUCAAUAUCAACUAGUCGCUGGUCCACUCUUUGCUGGCCUUGAUCGACAAGGAGAAUCAUCUUUAUUAUCCUCUUCAUUAUCAUCAUCAUCAUUAUCACCACCAACAACAACCAGUAAUUCACAAAAAAUUAAUCUUGCUAAUCAUGUGCCGGAUGAUGUGAGGAAACUAAGAAUCCAAAGGUUUUCUCAAACCAAUACUCCAAUGGUUGAUAAUAAAAGCAACAUUUUAGGAUAUGAAAUUGAUACCAGAGGCAAUGAUAAACCUUCAACGUCCAGCCCACAAUCGUCAAGUGGUCAACAAUCAAAUGGUGAUGAUGAAAGCAAACAUGUGCCAACGGAUACAAAGCAAGAGAGCUAAAGAAAUACAAUUAGAAUCACUAAUAAUAGAAAUAGAUUGUUUUUUAAUCAAUCGGUAUUAGUAAUCGCGAUAUCAGAUCAAUUCAGUGAUAAAUUUGAUUCUUAUAGCAAACAGAAAAUAUGUGAUCUUCUCAUCUCCUAUUCUUCUCGUUCUUUUCUUCUUAUCUCCCUAUUUCUCUCUCUCUCUCUCUCUCUCUCUCUCUCUCUCUUUCUUUCUUUCUAUUUGCAAUCACACUCUCAUCACAAUGUUUGCAUAUAAAUAUUUAUUUUCUCAACCCGUUCUCUCCUAUAACCUUAAUUUAAGGUUCCAUAGAUAAUGAUGAUUGAUUUAAUUGGUGUUUCUUUCCUUUGGAUAAAUUAUCUCUCUCUCUCUUUCUCUCUCGCUCUCCAUUUACCAUCCAUUUACCAUCCAUCACACCGUCAAUGAUUGUUACUACUGAAUCAACUUAUACCAUUGAAACAAAUUUAAAUCCAGAUCCUCACUUGUUCAUCAAACAACAAUCAACAGAAAACAUCUCUGAUUAAUUUUUGAACAAAGUUUCUCUCUCUCUAUUAACUUAUCAUAUAAACACACACAUACAAUAUAAUCCAAUAAGAAAACAUUGAGAAGCAAAAAAAAAACAUGAAAAUUAUAUUUAUCAUAAUGUAAAUACCAAUAAGAAAAUAAGAAAAAUUGUAAUAACAACAAUUAACACCAAAAGCAAUUAAACUAAUGCGCUUGUAUACAAUUAAA
Messenger RNA from Panonychus citri (citrus red mite), 2883 nucleotides. It is a transcript of the gene sip3, whose product is annotated as E3 ubiquitin-protein ligase synoviolin B-like. NCBI's taxonomy places the organism in Eukaryota, Metazoa, Arthropoda, Arachnida, Trombidiformes, Tetranychidae. Gene Ontology annotation, molecular function: zinc ion binding. Bases 148 to 2151 code for a protein of 667 amino acids. The transcript has 4 exons. Gene Ontology annotation, cellular component: cytoplasm. The record is from RefSeq and is a predicted model, not a curated record.